This is a messenger RNA of Letharia lupina, 4740 nucleotides long. RefSeq lists its product as uncharacterized. The transcript has 4 exons. Gene Ontology annotation, biological process: protein homooligomerization. The coding region runs from base 1 to 4740 and encodes 1579 amino acids. NCBI's taxonomy places the organism in Eukaryota, Fungi, Ascomycota, Lecanoromycetes, Lecanorales, Parmeliaceae. The record is from RefSeq and is a predicted model, not a curated record.
AUGACAUCCUCCGCCCCCCAAAAUGCCUCCGCAAGGACCCGUGCAACUUCAAAUGCCUCAUCGGGCAAGCCGUUGCACCUAGAAAUGCCAGAGCCGCGUUUCCUGUCUAUUGUUCCUUCUGAUCGCGAUGGCUCUUCUCCAGAUGAGCAACAAGACGGCACUCCAAUGCUUGAAGAGGAUGCACAUUCAGUUGUUGGCGUCAGCAUUAACAGAGCCCAGACAAGACUGUUGUCUCCUCAGACACCCGCUGCGGAAAAAGCUGCGGCCAUGGGAGGCUUGGACAAACUCGGCAUGUUCGACGGCGCUGCCGAUGACAAUGGACAUAGUCAGGAAGAUGCUGGUGUGAAUGAAGAGCCAACGACUCCUCGUCAUUCCUCUGAGGAACCCUUCACAUCGACGAACAGACAACACUCCGUCACCCUUCCUUCACCAUGGAGAGCAGAGCCCCAGCCGUUCGAAAAAUUGAAGACACAUGGUCAAGAUCACCAGGCAAUCGGACCUACAAGCAUGCUGGCAGAUCUGAAUGCCAGGCGCUAUCUUUCGAGCUUCAAUCUCCCAUCUCUACCCAAGACGCCAAAUUUCAGAGACAUCUCGAUCCCCAGCCUUUCCUCAAUACUUAGCAAUACCCGGUCGCGCUCCCCAAUACAGAGAGCUGCAACGAGGCAGAAAAGAGCCAGUACCUUUGCUGAUAUGAAGUCAGGCUUCGGCUUUUGGAAUCAACCCGAAAGGCGGCCAAGUGGUGACCUUGCGAAGGGACAAGAUGACACAGCACCCAGCUUGGCGUCCGAUGGAAACACAAGCCUGAAACCGCAAUCAAAUGCGCGCCGGAGCCCAACCCCUAGUACGAGGGGUCGAAGGGCAUCGUCUGAUAAGAUCGCCCUGUCCCCCCAAGAGUCACGAUUACAUCGGUCCACUUCUGAUCAGUCUCUAAUGCUUCGCAGAGCUACCUCUAUAGGUUCCUCGCUUGGCGACGAUAGUAGAUGGGAGAAUGUACAGGAUCAGGUCAACAGCAGGAUGAAGGCGAUAAAAGACAGCUUUCAGGAUUCUAGCAUCAGACUACCAAGAAUGCCGAAUGUAUCUACCCUUAAUCUUGACUCUUUUCGCCCAGAUUUCACAAGGCCUCGGGCUCAGAGUGAAGCCAAAAGACCAAUGCGAAUGACGAAUGGAGAAGCAACUGCGGAUGCUAGAGCCCAUGUAAUGCAUGAUACAGCGCCUCAAGGCCUACAACUGUUGGGCAACGGCACCCUAAUGGAUAAAAAGCCAAAAUCAACUCAUCCUUACCUGGAGCAGGCUCUCGAACAUCUGACAGGGGAUCUGGUAGUUAUGGGUGGAUAUCGAGGAUCUGUACUGCGAUCUGCAAAGCCACCCAAUCGUCAGCUAUGGGUUCCUAUCAAAGUCGGUCUUAACAUUCGCAAGGUUGAUCUAGAAGUGGGACUCCAGCCAGAAGACGAAGAGAACAUGAAAGAUUACAUCUAUGCAUCAGGCAUGCUGAGUCACAUCGGUCCUGUCGAUAUGGGGAGACGCCUUCUGAAGCGAUUGCGGGCUUGCAAACAUGCUCAAGAUGGUACCUUACGGGUACAUGACUAUGGCUAUGACUGGAGAUUAAGCCCACAUCUGCUUAGUCGGAGGCUCAUCGAAUUCCUCGAAAGACUGCCAUCCAAUGCGGAUGCUGUGCCUGACCACAAACGAGGAGCGAACAUCCUCGCACACAGCAUGGGCGGGCUGAUCACGCGACAUUCAGUCAAUCAACGACCGGAGCUCUUCAGGGGCGUGAUAUUUGCUGGCGUUCCACAACACUGUGUCAACAUUCUUGGGCCUUUACGGAACGGAGAUGAAGUACUUCUAAGUUCAAACGUCCUUACUGCACAGGUCAAUUUUACACUUCGAAGUAGCUUUCUUUUGCUGCCAGAAGAUGGCAAAUGCUUUAUUAACAAGGCGACCAAGGAAGAGUACCCGGUAAACUUCUUUGACGUGGAACAUUGGAAGCAGUAUGCCUGGUCACCUUGCAUAGCUCCUGCGCUGCCUGCUGCACAUCCUCCAGAGAACAAGGGUCUCUUGGGCUCAAUGGCUGACAUGCUUAACUCCUUCCCUUCCCUCGCAUUGCCAGGCAGGAAAUUAUCCGUCUCUCGUUCACGAGACGACAAAUCCCCUCUCGCAGAUGCAGCCAACACUGCUUCCACCAAGGUCAACGACAUCGCAAACGCUUCAUCCGCCCGCUCUCUCGACCCUCAAAUGGGACCAUCUUCCUCUCUACCUAACAAUGGCAACGCUCCUCAGAGCACCAUUCCUCUCCCUGACGCUCUCGCCUAUCUCCAACGCACGCUCGACCAGACAGUAGCGUUUAAGUCGGAGAUGGCCCACAAUCCGGACCAUACUUCCAAGAAUCGCUACCCUCCCUUUGCGAUUCUCUACGCCAACAAUACCCCAACCGUGGUGGCUGCUCGCGUUGCUUCCCGUGACGGGAUUAGACGCGCGGAUGCGUAUGAUGACUUGCAAUUUGCGAGUGGCGAUGGUGUCUGUCUUGCUCGGGCAGCUAUGCUGCCUCCAGGGUACGUGUGUGAAAAGGGUGGGAGAGUGAGGACAGAGAGGGGACAUGUGGGCUUAUUGGGCGAUUUAGAGGCGGUAGGGAAGCUUUUGACGGCUGUGGUUGAAGGGAGGAGGAAUGGGACUGGGCUGGGACUACUCGAGCUUCAUAGACACAGCGAGCGGCCACUGCUGCCGGACCUUCCAGCAUGCUCAACCACCCUCUAUCCUGUUGAGAUCACCUUCGUCUUUUCCGCGCUCUUUCGAUCACUGGUCGUCCGCUCAUUUGCAAUUCCAUCUCUGCAUAAGUACCUCGCUUGGUUCGCCUACCAGAAAUUGGCUGCUUACGCCUUUGACAUCCUUGCUUUCCGCACGUCAGCCGGAGCUGCCUCCCUCCCAGCACAUUUUCCGAAAUUUUCCCGCGUGGCUGUUGGGCUUCCGGUGCUAAGCCUGUUACAUUCGCCCUCUGAUCGUUAUCUCGAGUGGCGGAGAGAGCUGGAGGUUCGCUUGCGUGCUGCUCCACCAAAAAAGCUCGCGGUGGACAAUCGCGCACAAGACAUGUGGGUUGGAGAUGAUGUACAAGGAGGCUCAAUGAUCUCUAGCGUAUCGGGACCGUCGCGCUCCGAAUUCGAGAACUUUACAGCAGAAAAUGUGGGAGGGACGAAGAUCACACUCUCAGCUGCUUCCUCUCUUUCGAAUGGAAAAGGGCCCAUUAGGACGCCGGGCGUGAUGCGCACAGGCGACCUUCUGAUGCGAAAUGGACAUUCCAUAUUACCCCAUGCGAAGGCGUUUUCUAUACAGAUCGGGUGGAGGCUGUUCAGGCUGUCAGGAGCUUCGAUCAAUUCGGAUGCGCCCUCGUAUUUCUCAAACUACUUCGAAGAGCAGCUGCGACUAGAUGAAAGUGGUAAUGGACCAACAAAGACGCUGUUUAUCGACCGAGAUCCGGAUACUUUCGCCGAUAUAUGCCGGCAUCUACAAGGCUACUACGUCCUUCCAAGAGACAAUGCUCACUAUGUCAGGCUCUACGCCGACGCACAAUUUUACAGCCUUCAACGCCUCAUAUCCCAGCUUUUCGACGCCGAAAUCUUCGUCUCAAUAGGCGGUCAACAGUUCCAGAUACCCCGCGAUACCUUCUCCGGUGCCGGCAACUCCUCCAACUUCUUCUCCCUCGGCUUUGCAGGCUUCCUCGGCUCGCGCGAUGAUGCAUUUCCAGGCCUCGAAAGCAGAGGUCUCAUGCGCCCUCCAGCAGUACAACCGCAAACCGUACCGAACCGCUCCCCUAAAGCUUUUGAGGAUCUCAUCCAUCUAUCCCGCGGCUACCCUCUCACAAUCCGCGACAAGGAGCACCGCGCACAGCUCCUCAGUGAUUGUAAGUACUAUGGCUUCAAAGGCCUGAUGCAUAAAUUAUUUGUGCACUCCAUAAGCUACAAUGCCGAACGAGGCAAAUCAGAAAUCAUAAUGCAGCUCGAAGACCUCCACAAAUCCGGUGUCUCCUUCGUCAACGACGCUUCGCCCUCCGACCAAUCACCCUUGGGUGGCUGGGUCAAUUAUAUGCGGCCCUUCGUCGACGAGACAAGCUACGAAGCCAUUGUCGAAAUAGGAAGUCAAGAGACGAAAAUCGAUUUCCGCAGCAUGCGCGCCGAUUUCUACGGUGAUACCAAAGCGCGCAUAUCUAGUCUCUUCCAAACUGUUGCUGAUAAAAUGAACCUGCCCCACAACUUGCCACUCGGGCUCAUGAUGUCUUCAGGCGGCGCAUCCGCUGCCCCGGCAAGUCCAGCAAACACGCCCCUGAGUGAAGAUAGAGUCAAAAUCCGUAUCGGGCAAGACGCACACAUCAUACUCGAUGGCCAAGAACACACAAUGGAUGAAAGCGCUCUAGAUCACCAACAAGAGCUUGAAUAUAAUCCAGAAAUACCCACACCUUCGUCCGCCAGCCUGGCGCCAGGACAAUCCUGGCCUAAUCCUACAAUGCGCCCUUCAAGUACGCGGCCCCCUCCGAUGAAGAAACGGAAGAGAAGGGGAAGUCUGGAUGAUUUUGGCGAAUGGAUAGUGAGGAAAGGUCAGUGGCGAAUGCGCGUCCAGCCGAGGGUGGAGUACUCCUCAAGAGGCAGCCGGGGAGAGGAGGAUGGUGGCAUGGAGAUAGUGCUUUGUGCUGUCAAGUUGGAUGCGGUCAGUGGGCAGAGGGGUAGGAAUAUGGGAAGAGGGUUUGUGAGUUGA